UAUUAUUUCAUAUUAUUCUAUUUAAAGUAAAUAAGAAAAUGUCUGAUUUUCUGGAUAGUGAAGCUGAAGAAUCUGAUGAAGAUUUUGAAGAUAUUCAACCUAAUGAGCGCAAGGAUGAUUCAGAUGAUGAAGAUGAAGACGAAGAUGCAGGAAUAGAUGAAAAUGAAAUUAAUGACAUUAUUAACGAUGAACCAGAAGAAGAGCAAGAUGAAAAUAGUGAUGAAGAUGAAGAUUUAUUAAGUAGUCGUAAAAGAAAACAUGAGAGCGAUGAAGAUGAUGUCGAUGAAGAUGAUCUUGAUCUAAUUCAAGAAAAUACUGGAAUUAAAAUUAGAAAAAAAAAGCACUCACGUGUUAAAUUAUUGGAUUCUGAUGAUGAGGAAGCUGAUAGGCCUCCACAAAAUGAACGAGAUAAAAUAGCUCAUGAUAUAUUUGAUGCAGAUGACAAUGAUGAAGUAUCUGUUUUGUCCGAUCGACCAGAAUCAAGACAUUCACACAGUAGCUAUAAAGCAGUAGAAGUUGGAGAUGAAGAAUCAGGAGAUGAAGUUGAUGAUUUUAUUGUUGAUGAUGAGGACCAACCAAUAAGAGCUAAGAAAUCAAAAAAGAAAAGUGUAUCUGGGAGAUACACUGACAGUGCAUUACAAGAUGCCCAAGAUAUCUUUGGAUUGGAGUUUGAUUUGAGUGAAUUAGAACCUGAAUCUGAUGAUUUAGGUGAGGGAGAGUUUGAUGAGGAUUUAGAUGAAGAAGAAUUAGCAGCUAAAAUAGAACAACGUAAAGCAAGGAAAAAAGCUUCUCGUAAAAGUAUUUAUGAUAUAUAUGACCCAACUGAACUGGAGCGUAGUCAUUUAACACUUGAAGAUAAUCGUAUUAAGAUCACUGAUGUUCCUGAAAGAUUCCAACUUCGAGCCAUUCCUGUUCAACAAGUUUCUAAUACAGAGUUAGAAGAAGAAGCAGAAUGGAUUUAUAAGCAAGCAUUUAUGCAGCCACCUAUAUCACAGCAAAAUUUUCAGGAUCCAGUUGAUGCAACGAAGCAGUAUGUUGGUUUUGAACCAAAAGGUGUAACAGCAAUUCCGAGGAUACGUGCAGCACUUGGUUUUAUGAAAAAAGAUUUGUUUGAGGUUCCAUUUAUUGCUAUGUACAGAAAAGAAUAUGUUGAACCAGAACUGAAAAAGGAGGACUUAUGGAAAGUUUAUGAAUGGGAUGAAAAGUAUACACAGUUUUCUCUACGAAAAAAUAAUUUGAAACGUCUUUUUAAAGAUAUGCAAGCAUAUCAGUUUGAUAUUAGUAAAAAAAAUUCUGAUGAACCAUUAAAAGAUGAUUUUCGACUUUUGGAACAAGAGGAUAUUGACCGGUUGGAAAAUGCCCAAAGUUUAGAAGAAUUAAUGGAUAUAUAUUUGCACUUCCAACUGUAUUAUGGUGAUGAUGUUCCAAACAUGCAUGAAUGGAAAAAGCAAAAGAAACCACAGAAAAAAACAAAAAAGAAAGUUGUACGUGUUAAAAAGGUAAAAACAAAUAAAAUCCAAGAAGUUGACCCUGAGACAGGUGAAACUGCAACUGAUUCAGAAAACGUUACUUUAUCUGGAGAAGUGAAAAAUGUAGGAAAAUCUAGCGAAGACUUAGAUAAUGAAGAGGAUAAUGAAGAGGAAUACGAAGAAAAAGAGAUAGAUGUAACUGAUUCUGAAGCAAGUGAAAAUGAUCUUGCGGUCAAAAAAGAAAAUGUAGAUAGAAAGCUUCCAAGAAAACGAACUUUGUACACCAUAUGUAAAGAUAAUGGAUUGUUAAAAAUGGCAUCAAAUUUUGGUCUGACUGCUGCACAGUUUGGUGAAAAUUUAAGGGAUAAUUACCAGAGACAUGAGCCUAUACAAUUUUCACAGACACCACUUGAGGCUGCAGAAUCACUAAUAUGCAAUACAUUUCCGUCUGCUGAAGCAGUUCUAACAGGAGCUCGUCAUAUGGUGGCUAUGCAAAUUUCUCGUGACACACUUGUGAAACAAAAUGUCAGACAAAUGUUUAUUGAAAAUGCAAAGAUUUAUAUAACACCUACUAAGAAAGGAAAAAAAGAAAUAGAUAAUAAUCACCCAAAUGCUCCAUUUAAGUACUUAAAAAGCAAACCUUUACGAGAUCUUCAUGGAGAGCAGUUUUUAAAAAUGUGGCAUGCUGAGCAGGAAAAUCUUGUCAAAAUGAGAAUUAUGAUUGGUCAAGAGCAACACAAUCAAGGAUUUUCAUACCUUGAUGAAAUAAAGCAAUUAUAUCAUCGGGAUGAAUUUAGUCUACUGGUGCAAGAGUGGAAUAAACAGCGCUCUGAAGCCUUAUCUUUAGCUCUUAGUAAAAUGUUGUAUCCUAUGUUAGAAAAAGAACUAAAGGCCAAGUUACUUCGUGAAUCAAUAGACUUUGCUAUACAGGCUUGUACUAGAAAAUUGCACAAUUGGAUAUCUGUUGCACCAUACCAGCCUGAUAGUAACCAAGAAGGAGAAUACUCCACAGAUAACGAGUCAUCAUAUGGAUCUCGUGUUUUAUCAUGUUCAUUUUUACCUGAUAGGAAUGCUGUUUCUUUCUUUGCAAUGCUAGAUGCAGAUGGACAAGUUGUUGAUUUUCUUCGAUUAAAAUAUCUUUUAUGUAGGAAAAACAGUGUCAAAAAAUCUGAACAAGAUGCAAAGAUAAGUGAUAUGAACAAGUUAAAGGAUUUUAUACGCAAAUAUUCUCCACGAGUUGUUGCUGUAGCAGCAGAGUGUUGUGAAGCUCAACGAGUAUUAGAUGACAUCACUGAAGCUGUCCAGGAAUUAGAGCAAGAUCAUCAGAUGCCACAUAUUUAUGUAGAGUUAGUUCCUGGAGAAGUUGCAAGAAUUUAUCAAAAUUCCCCUAGAGGAUUGAUGGAAUUCCCAGAAUAUCCUGAGCUGCUUAGACAUGCUAUAUCAUUAGGUCGUCGCAUUCAAAAUCCGCUUGUUGAAUUCGCUGGACUCUGUAAUUUUGAAGAAGAGCUAACAUGUCUAAGACUUCACCCCAUGCAGGAUGUGUUACCAACUGAUUUACUACAGAGGCGAUUAGAGAUUGAGUUUAUCAAUGAAGUGAAUCUAACUGGUGUGGAUAUUAACAGGGCCUUAGAUUUUCCACACAUGGCUGUUUUGACCCAGUUUUUGUGUGGUUUAGGUCCUCGUAAAGCUGGUCAUUUACUUAAGACAUUAAGGCAGCAAGGAUUACGCUUAGAAAAUCGUUCUCAAUUGGUAACAGUAUGUGAGAUGGGAUUGCAAGUAUUUCUUAACUGUGCUGGGUUUAUAAGAAUUGAGCCUUCAGAAGCAAAUGAUAAAUAUGAAGUUCUUGAUGGCACUCGAAUACAUCCAGAAACUUAUGACUGGCCAAGAAAGAUGGCUAUUGAUGCACUUGAAUAUGAUGAUGGCAUGGAAGAAUCUAAUCCAUCUUCUGCUGUAGAAGAAAUUUUAGAGCAACCAGAUAGGCUCAAAGAUUUAGACUUGGAUGCUUUUGCUGAGGAGUUAGCAAGGCAAGGUUAUGGAAACAAACAAAUUACAUUGUAUGACAUUAGAGAUGAACUAAUAAACAGAUUUAAAGAUCAUCGGCCAACUUUUAAAGGCUUAUCUAUUGAAGAACGGUUCCAACUACUAACUGGUGAAACACAGCAAUCUUUGUAUUAUGGUAAAAUGAUUACUUGUGUAGUUACAGGUUUUGCAUGUAAAAAACCUACUAGAGAACAGUUAGACUCUGCUAACCCUACUAGAAAUGAUGAAACAAAUUUAUGGAGAUGUCCUUUCUGUUUACGAGACAAUUUUUUUGAACUGAGUGAGGUUUGGACACACUUUGAUAAUGGAAGCUGUCCAGGUCAAUCUAUUGGAGUCCGAACUCGAUUAGAAAAUGGGAUAAAUGGCUUCAUUAGUACAAAGAACAUUAGUGACAAGGGUUGUAAAAGACCAGAGGAAAGAGUAAAGGUUGGCAUGACCCUUCAUGCUAGAGUAAUAAAAAUUAAUUAUGAGCGCAUACAAGUUGAUCUUACCUGCAAGACAUCAGAUCUAACAGAUGCUCAUGGAAAUUUUAGUCCACCGCGUGACAUGUAUUAUGAUCAGGAAGCAGCAGAUAAAGACAAAAAAGCUGAAGAACUUUUAAAAAUUGCUUUAACUAAAAGAACCACUUAUGUGAAGCGUGUUAUUGCUCAUCCAUCAUUUAAGAAUGUCACUUUUAAAGAUGCUGAAAAACUUCUUGAAACAAUGGAUCAGGGAGAGUGCAUUGUUCGACCUUCAAGCAAGGGGACAGAUCAUUUAACAGUAACAUGGAAAGUAGACAAUGGAAUUUAUCAACAUAUCGAUGUUCGGGAGGAGGGUAAAGAAAAUGCAUUUAGUAUUGGCAGAUCAUUAUGGAUUGACAAUGAAGAGUAUGAAGAUCUUGAUGAAGUCAUGGCUCAUCAUAUUUCUCCGAUGGCCACACACGCUAGAGAAUUGUUAAACCAUAAAUAUUACAAAGAAACUGGAGGUGUAAGAGCAAAACUUGAAGAGAUUCUUACACAAGAAAAAAGAAAAACUCCUGGACGCAUACCUUAUUUUUUUGCUAGCAACAAACAGUAUCCUGGAAAAUUUAUGUUAGGUUAUAUGCCACGUUUAAAGCCUAAAAUUGAGUUUGUUACGGUAACACGAGAUGGUUUUCGUUACCGUGGAAGAAUACAUGCAAAUACUAAUAAUCUGCUAAAAUGGUUUAAGGAGCACUUUCGAGAUCCAAUUCCAGGAGUUGGUACUCCACUACGUCGAACUCCUCACAACCAAACGCCGAUGUCAAUAAUUGGCAGCACUCCAUACACUCCCGGUGCUACACCUUCCAAUCUUAUUUCUGAAGACGAAGCUGCUAAACUUCUACAACAGGCGUUUCCAGCCGGCUUUGAUCAUCAAAUGUAUAAUUCGCUUACUAUGACUCCAGCCCGAUCAACACCAGGUUUUUCUACACCUGGGAGCUUUUCGAUAGGGAAUUUAACUCCAUUAUUAGAUAAUCGUCCAACUGAAGUGGAAGGUAGUUUUGCCCAAUGGGCUAACCAAGGACAAAAUUAUGGGGGUAAUUCUAAUAAUAAGUUUAAAAGAGAUCGUGGUGGAAAGGUUGGUUUUCAAGGAAGGGGCGGAUAUCAAGGUAAUCGUUCAUUCGAUCGUAAUAGAAGUGACAAUCAGCGAAAUGACGGCCAAAGAAGACAUCGUAGAUAAAUUCUAAUACUCUUAACGAAGUUUAUUAAUAGUAUUUUUAUGUUAAUAAAUUAUUAUUUAUAGCAGAAAAAGUAGAUGAGUAUUAAAUACAAAUUGUAAAAACAACAA
Molecule: messenger RNA, 5294 nt
Organism: Hydra vulgaris (swiftwater hydra)
Lineage: Eukaryota; Metazoa; Cnidaria; Hydrozoa; Anthoathecata; Hydridae
Product: transcription elongation factor SPT6
Biological process (GO): nucleosome organization; transcription elongation by RNA polymerase II; transcription elongation-coupled chromatin remodeling
Cellular component (GO): transcription elongation factor complex
Molecular function (GO): histone binding; DNA binding; nucleosome binding
Source: RefSeq, a predicted model, not a curated record